Capsella rubella is the source of this 378-nucleotide messenger RNA. RefSeq names its product glyceraldehyde-3-phosphate dehydrogenase, testis-specific. Lineage: Eukaryota; Viridiplantae; Streptophyta; Magnoliopsida; Brassicales; Brassicaceae. The transcript has a single exon. Bases 1 to 378 code for a protein of 125 amino acids. The record is from RefSeq and is a predicted model, not a curated record.
AUGGCGGAGAGAACUCGCCGUCCGAAUGAUGUUGUAGUCACAAUCCUAGUGGCCAUCGUGAUCCUCGCAUCUCCGAUCAUAAUUAACGCCGCAGAUUCCAUUAAAUGCACACCUUGUCUCCCAAAACCGUCGCCUCCGCCACCACCUCCUUCUUGUCCUCCCCCGCCUUCACCCCCUUCACCACCGCCGCCGAAAAUUUCCUACUGCCCACCAUCACCUCUGCCGCCACCGCCUCCGCCUCCGCCUACUUACAUAUACGCAUAUCCGCCGGGAAACUUGUACCCCAUAGACCGAGACUUUGGAGCGGCGGCUGCAAGAGAAAGCUUCAAGGUGGUGAAGCUUUUCGUUUCUGGGGUUAUGGUUUUUAUGAUACUUUGA